CCGAGACGCCGGGCGGCUGGAAUCCUGUCGGCUUCUGCUCUGUCUUCCAACCAGGGAGUCCAAGAUGGCGGGAAAUAGGUCGGCUUCUCCCACGUCUCCCGGUUCCGAAACACGUCUGGAUGCUUUGCUUCAGAACCUCUACGAUUUUGGGGAGAUAGAAGAACCAAAACAGAAGAAUAUUAAAAAGAAAAGAGAAGAUAGAAAGAGAGAUGUGGGAGCUCCAUUGACCUUGAUAGCAGAACCAGCUUCCAUACCAGAAUCACUUACAAGAGACCAGAAGAAGAGUGCUUCAAACUUCUUCAAGGAACUCAGAGAAGAGCUGCAAUGUGCUUCUGCUGUGGUUUCCACUGGUUUCCCUUCAGGACUUGAGGUCCCUGGUGCUGCAGUAUCUUCCCUUCCCUUAAAGAACAACAGGGAACAAAUCGAAGUGAUAGAAUUUCACAGCAGAAAUAAAAAUAAAAAACAGAAAUUGGAUCAAAAUGAGAGCACAAAGACAAAAACUAGUAUUCUUGAGAAAGUUGUGAAUGUACAAGAAUUUGACUUAGAAAAGGCCCGUUUGGAAGUACACCGGUUUGGGAUCUCAGGUUAUGGAAAAGGAAAGGAAAGAGUUCUGGAACAAGAACGUGCAGUUAUGCUGGGUGCUAAGCCUCCCAAAAACAGUUACGUGAAUUAUAAGCUUUUGCAGGAGAAAAUCAAAGAAAAAAAAGACACAAAAGAAGAAGAAAAGAGAAUGGUCCAGAACACAGACAUUUUUAAAAGAAAGAAGAGGAAAGUGCAGAAAGAUGGGAAAUCUGUGAAGAAGAAAUCAGCUCCCAGUAUUUUGUCAAGUGGAAGAGCUGGGCAGGUUGGAAAAUUCAAAAAUGGGACAUUGGUUCUGAGCCAAGUUGACAUCAAGAAAAUAAAUUCUUCAAGAGUGACUAAAAGAAGUAUAAAGAAGAGAAUGGUAAAAUAUGAUUGUAUGGAAAACAGUUACCUAUAAGAUGUACAGAUUAUUCUUAUUCUUAUUUAUUUCAUAAAAAAUAAUGUUUAAAAAAUCAAAUGGAAAUAAAAUUGUAUUUAGUUGCAGAAGUGUUUUACCCAUUGUGCGGAUCUCCAGGUAAAUAUAAAGCAAGCCUAUUGAAAAGUA
Molecule: messenger RNA, 1126 nt
Organism: Erinaceus europaeus (western European hedgehog)
Lineage: Eukaryota; Metazoa; Chordata; Mammalia; Eulipotyphla; Erinaceidae
Gene: FSAF1
Product: chromosome 6 C1orf131 homolog
Exons: 7
Coding region: 65-979 (304 amino acids)
Source: RefSeq, a predicted model, not a curated record